AUGCCCGCUCGUGAUAGCGCACAGCGCCAGUGGAAGGAGGCCAAGAUUUUCCCUUCAUUUUCAGUAGCAUCUGGAGAGCCGGGGAUGGGAUCCGUUGCGGACUCGGUCAAAGUUCCCUUGGAGGGAGGUGCUUGGGGGACGGAUUCCUCGGACUACACGCCUCAGUCCCGAAUCCAGCUUGCCUCGUUCUCUCCACGCCUCAAUAACUCGUCGACAAGAGUUACGGCACCGCCGAUUCCAAACCUUGUCCAGCUGAGGAAUGAAGAACACGUCGUCCCUUAA
Molecule: messenger RNA, 282 nt
Organism: Ustilaginoidea virens
Lineage: Eukaryota; Fungi; Ascomycota; Sordariomycetes; Hypocreales; Clavicipitaceae
Exons: 4
Coding region: 1-282 (93 amino acids)
Source: RefSeq, a predicted model, not a curated record